Paramormyrops kingsleyae is the source of this 2331-nucleotide messenger RNA. NCBI's taxonomy places the organism in Eukaryota, Metazoa, Chordata, Actinopteri, Osteoglossiformes, Mormyridae. The record is from RefSeq and is a predicted model, not a curated record.
GAGCAGAGCAGCUUGUGUUUACGCUGUUCCUAUAGUAACGUACAAGCGUUGUGGAAGGGAAACCACGCUGUACCUAGAUUAACUAGACAGCUUCCAGGAUGCAGACGAAGCUGUGCCCUUUGGCAAAAUUAGAAGAAACGGUAGGGGGAAACUCGAAGGGGAGCCAUGAUUUUUGUACGGAGGUCAAAAACUCUACUAAACACGACGGCCACGCUGCAGGUGGGGAAACUGACCUUUCGGACCGGGUCAGACAGAAAUGCUUGGAGGCUGACGGGCAAAAGUGCAAAUCAGGACCCAAGCAGGACAAGAAUGACAAGGACCCAGGUCCCAGAAUGACAAAGGAAUUCCUAAAAGCCCACUGCAAACAGCAUAAACUUUACAUGACCCCAUACCUGAAUGACACACUCUACCUGCACUACAAAGGAUUCUCCACCAUCGAAAACUUGGAGGAGUACACAGGGCUGAAGUGUCUUUGGCUGGAGUGUAACGGCCUGCAGCGGAUCCAGAACCUGGAAGCCCAGGUCCAACUGCGAUGCUUAUUCCUCCAACAGAACCUGAUCCACAGGCUGGAGAACCUGGAGCAGCUGAGUCAGCUGUGCACGCUCAACGUCUGCAACAACUAUAUCAAGCUUGUCGAGAACAUCUCAUGUCUCCCUGAGCUGAGUACCCUGCAGCUGGGCCACAACGUCAUAGAGAACAUGCAGGACAUCGCCCACCUGGCCCUCUGCCCCACCAUCUCUGUCCUCGACCUGUCGCACAACAAGCUGAGAGACCCUGCCAUCCUUGGCGUCCUCGAGGCCAUGCCCAACCUCAGAGUCCUGAAUCUGAUGGGGAAUGAAGUCAUUCGGAACCUCCCCAACUACAGGAAGACACUGAUUGUGCGUCUGAGGCAGCUGACUUACCUGGACGACAGGCCUGUGUUCCCCAAGGACCGGGCGUGUGCCGAGGCCUGGGCCAGCGGGGGCCUGGAGGCGGAACGGGCCCAGCGGGAGAUGUGGGAAACCCGGGAGAGGAAGAAGAUCCAGGACAGUGUAAACGCAAUGAUCGCCAUCCGGGACAGGGCCAGGGACAAGCGGAGACUCGAGGGGCAGCAGGAGCACGUCAAGGCAGCUGCAAUGGCUGAGAAGCCGACUGGGCAGGAGAAGAUUAAGGCCUUCGUUGAGGAUUGCCUGCAGGCUCAGCAGGAGAUUCAGGAGAGUGACGCUGUGGGAGGUCAGCCAGAGUUGAGGGCUUCCACUUUGCCCCAUCAGAGCCAGGAAGCAGGACCUAGCCUUCCAGCUGCUGAUAUGCCUGUCAAGCUGAUGGCCACCCAGGGAUCCUCAAUUGCCGCAGAGCAGGGGACACAGCCGACGGCAGCCCAGGACAGCUUGCUGAUCACAGAGCUGGAUGUGGUGCCAACUGCCACUCAGGGGAAACGGCUGAUCACAGAGCCAAUGAAUCAGCGUGCGGCUGUGGAGACACAGCCGAUGGGCACUCAAGGUGUUUUCGUCACAGAGCUGGAGAGAUCAGACCAAUUGCAAACGAUUCAUUUGGACGACGAUUCCAAGAUCUUCAUUGCUGACCUUCCUGACUUGGAGGAGGUGGAGGAUACAGACGUUUCUGCAGAGCAGUAUGUGUUCCGACCGAUAAUCGAAGUGAUCUCCGAGGAAGGAGAAACACACCCACAGUCGAUCCGAGAGGUCGACCGCACACCCUCAUGGGUGCAGAGGCCCGAUCCCAAGCCUUCCGAGCUGAUUCUCAGGGUAGAUAGUGGGCCACCCAGCAGUCACACGUUUCCAGAACAUUUCCUGGCAGGAAAUGCUCCUCAGCUUAGAGAAUCCCCCCCUGGCCUGCUAGGCCAACUGGAAGUACCCCGAGCCAGCCAGCAUCCCCCCCAGCCCAGGGUCCUGAUCAAGGAGCUGGACUGAGGAGGGAAGGUUUUAGUAACGGCCAGAUAUUGAUCAUAUACUGUCUCUGAGUUUCAGCAAACUCAUGGUUCCUGUCUUAAGUUUCAGUAACAUACCUUAACUUGCACGCAUUUUCUUAAUGAAAUUAAAUAUACAAUACUCAGUUUACAACUUACUCAUAGACGACUACAUUUAUUCAGUGUUCAUGUGAGCUUUUCUCCCUUGGUUUCUUUGUAAUUGUUAUUUAACGACAUAUACAUGUGAAAGCUUCUGUCUGUGCGGUUUUUACGCCGCACAAAGCCGCUACCAUUGAGAGUAUCGCUGCAUUGAUGUACAUGCUGCGUGUGGUUCCAGAAUUCAAAAUCGCAAAAAGACGCAGUAUUUUUGUGUAUAAUUAAGGAAAUGUCUCAUCUGGUAACUCAAAAGAAAGCGAUGCAUAAUCCCA